Messenger RNA from Trichoderma virens Gv29-8, 1014 nucleotides. RefSeq lists its product as uncharacterized. The record is from RefSeq and is a predicted model, not a curated record. NCBI's taxonomy places the organism in Eukaryota, Fungi, Ascomycota, Sordariomycetes, Hypocreales, Hypocreaceae. Gene Ontology annotation, molecular function: ATP-dependent FeS chaperone activity; ATP binding; 4 iron, 4 sulfur cluster binding. Gene Ontology annotation, cellular component: cytosol. Bases 94 to 1014 code for a protein of 306 amino acids. The transcript has 2 exons. Gene Ontology annotation, biological process: iron-sulfur cluster assembly.
CGGCUUAAAAAAACACGUCAGUCUGGCCUUUGUCUGGUCAAACACCUUGAUGCCGAUGCGCCAUCGACGCCCGGGCUAAGCAGCAGAAUCGCCAUGGGCUUGGAAAAGGUCAAGCACGUUGUGCUGGUGCUUUCCGGCAAGGGAGGCGUGGGCAAAUCCUCGGUGACGACGCAGCUGGCCCUGUCUCUGACGCUUGCCGGCCAUUCGGUGGGAAUCCUCGACGUCGACCUGACCGGCCCAUCCAUCCCGCGCAUGCUGUCGAUCGAGGCCUCCAAGGUCACGCAGAUCCCAGGAGGAUGGGCUCCGGUUCCCGUCCACGAGGCAGAGCCGGAAAACGGCCUGGGGAGUCUACAUGCCAUGAGUCUGGGAUUCCUGCUGCCCCAAAGAGGCGACGCAGUGGUGUGGAGGGGCCCCAAGAAGACGGCCAUGAUUCGGCAGUUCCUCAAGGACGUUCUAUGGGACGAGACCGACUACCUCCUCAUCGACACACCUCCGGGAACCAGCGACGAGCAUAUAUCACUGGCUGAAACGCUACAGAGAGACGCCCGCCCAGGCCAGGUGGCCGGCGCGGUGGUUGUGACGACACCCCAGGCAGUGGCCACCGCGGACGUGCGCAAAGAGCUCAACUUUUGCGUCAAGACGGGCAUCCGCGUGCUGGGAGUGGUGGAGAACAUGAGCGGCUUCGUCUGUCCACACUGCUCCGAAUGUACCGACAUUUUCGGGUCCGGGGGUGGGAAAUCCAUGGCGGAGGAGUUCAAGGUGCCGUUUCUAGGAUCCGUGCCCAUCGAUGCGCAGUUUAUUGCCCUCGUCGAAGAAGGCCAGCGGCCGCAUUACCCGGCAGGAACGGUGGUCAAUGGCCGGGACAUUUCGAGCGAUGAGAAGAAGCUCGACAACACACAGAACAAGGGCGACGGGACGCUGGUUGACAAGUACAAGGACUGUUCAUUGUUCCACAUAUUCGUAGGCAUAACCGCCCAGCUCAAGGAGAAGGUGACCGGGGCAGAAAUUACAUGA